AUGUCUACCAUCGAAAUGAAAAAGUUUGAAGGUUGGGAGAUGGCCUUGGAUCCCGACACCUUCAGUUUCCUUUCUAUUUUGAAUUUCCGUAAAACAAAAUUAGACUUCACUUGUAAUAAGCGAGUCGAGCACUCAAUGAUAUUUAAAUUUGUGAUUUGGAUCGCAGAGGGUACAACGGACAAAAAGUGGAAAAAGGCUACCUCCGUUCUCAACGAAGAAGUACUAAAGGCGACUACAAAAGAUGUAAAAUCGUUUUGGAGGAGUAUUGAAACCGAAAAAAUCGAGGCAGAAAAAAGGUUAUUAGAGAUGAAAGUGGAGUUAGCUGAGACUCAGUUUUCGGUCGAUCGUACUUUAACGGGAAACGAGGCUCAUCGAAUCUUUGACCGGAAAAAAUUAAAUUAUGCCUUAAACUCAAAUAUUACUGAGAAAAGUAUCGGAAAGCGUUUAGCAGAUGAUGAUGGUACGGAAGAUGCCCGUUCAUACAAGUAUCAACGUGGACAAGGGUAUAAAGAGCCGAGUACACCGGAAGAUAAUAUCCCAGCUCACGAUGAUGAAAGUGACAAUGAGAGUAUUAUAAGACCAAGAAGCGAUUCGCCACUUCACGACGAAUUUUUAAGGGAGAUGAAGAUAGCUGAUAAAACCGAAGAAUAUUACUCUCCGGAAUCUGGUAUGGAAUCUGUUGUUGAUGAUGAUGAUGACUACGUUUAUAGUUCGUCCUGUGACAGUUCCGAUAAUGAUGAUACUGUUGUAGAUGAUAGUAAGUUGAAGACAAAGAUAGAGUUGACUGAAUUCGAAAAGACAUACUUAGAAAUGAAUGACUCGGAUAAAUGGAUUCUUUCUACGGGAAAAAUAGUAGAAGAUGCUCUAUACAAUUUUGGUAUUAAAUGCAGGCACGAACACCUAUGUCAUUCAUUUGUGAUAGAUCCAAAUGAUAAAAUUUAUAUCAAUGAAGAAGUUUUUACUGAGAUAGAACUUGAUGAAAUUCGAAAAUAUAAACUUAAGCCAAUGCCACAGAUGCCCCAAGACUUAUUAACAUAUCUUAACAGUUUUCGGGUGUCCGACAUCUCAGGCCUCAGAGAUGCUAUAUUUAAAUCUCAGCAGUGGGAUUCUCCAUACAAUCGACAAACACAUUUUGAUCAUGAUUGGAUUCGAAAUACCGCGUACAACUUGUUACAUGAAUAUGAAGCGGGAAGUUUAGAGAAGGAUCAUCUGGAAUUGUGGCUCUUAGUUCAUGUUUGGAAUUUUAUAGACAGAGGAUUUGGGAAUGUCGAUAGAUUGGAAACCGCAAGGUCAGAGUCAUCUAGCCGGGCAUCCUCGAAUAGGAAAAAUCGUAAUCGAACUGGAUCUGCAAUUGUCAAAGUGAAGAGAAAGAUUAUGGGAAGGCGUGGAGAUCUCAUCAUUCGAAAGGUUUCUACUGAGUACGGAUGUUCAGAGGCCGGUAAAUCUUUCGAAGGUAACAAUGGGACAAAACUUUUGCAUGAAAGAGGUAUAAAAGCUCCGAAGAUGAUGAAGGAUAUGUUUUAUUCUUUGUGUGAAGCUGUUGGGAUGGAGGAGAAAAGGAUAAGGAAACUGCAAUCGAUCGGGUUUAUACACUCGGGUCUGAUGAUGUUAUUACUUAGAUUGGAUUCCCCUGCUGGCUAUACAUGUCGAAUAACUCGAACAAAAAUGUUGGAAAUCCCCUCUCAAAUAAUACAAUUCGGCUCAAAGGUACUUCCUAUAAUUGUGUUGGCAUGGAAAGCGAAGAUGAUUGUUAAGGGUACAAUUGAAUUUGUUGAACAAAAGCAAUAUUUGGAGGAUGAAAAAAAUAUAGACGAUCAGCUUCAAAAUUUACAAAAUAGUUGUGAAUUUUCAAAUUUUGCACAUUUUGUAGCUUUAGAGAGACGUGUAUCUGGACUUGCGAAAGAUUAUAAAAAUCGAAGGGUACCACCAUUUACACCACAUCAACAAAUUCAGUAUAUGCGUAAUUUCUCCUCCAUGGAUAAAAUUAAAUCAAGCGAUUGCUUUCGAUUCCCCGAGUUCAAAGAACAAGACUAG
This is a messenger RNA of Funneliformis caledonium, 2034 nucleotides long. The record is from the annotation of a GenBank genome assembly. NCBI's taxonomy places the organism in Eukaryota, Fungi, Glomeromycota, Glomeromycetes, Glomerales, Glomeraceae.